Messenger RNA from Phialemonium atrogriseum, 2559 nucleotides. Its product is annotated as CYTH-like domain-containing protein. The transcript has 3 exons. The record is from RefSeq and is a predicted model, not a curated record. Gene Ontology annotation, molecular function: polynucleotide 5'-phosphatase activity. Gene Ontology annotation, cellular component: mRNA capping enzyme complex. NCBI's taxonomy places the organism in Eukaryota, Fungi, Ascomycota, Sordariomycetes, Cephalothecales, Cephalothecaceae. The coding region runs from base 1 to 2559 and encodes 852 amino acids. Gene Ontology annotation, biological process: polynucleotide 5' dephosphorylation; 7-methylguanosine mRNA capping.
AUGUUUGCGCAACAGCAACAUGAACAGCAACACCGACAACAGCUGCAACAGCAGCAGCAGCAGCAGCAGCAGCAGCAUCUACCAUUGACCCCUGUCCAGAACAUCCCCCCUCAGGCCUUCCAUGACUACAACCAGCAUCACCAGACGUCGCCCAGCAGCCGACAACCAUCUCACAGUUAUGCCUCUCACCCGAUGCCCCCGGGCGCCCACCCGAUGCCCCCAGGCGCGUUCGCCUCCCCUCCGCCACCUUACCAGAACCCGUUUCCCGCCCGGUCUGCUCCCCCUCCGCUCCAGCCACUCCAGUCAAACGAGGUGCGCUCUCCGAGCAUUGCCUCUGUCACCGUCCCUUCUCCAUACCGCCAUACCCCUGGCUCAUCCAUCAGUGCCAGCGCAGGUGGGGGAUUCCCGUUUCCCCCGCCUCAACAGAACCCGACAAGUCCCCUUCAGCGACACCAAUACCCGCCAUCAGGUGCAUACCCCCCGCGAGAGAGUUACUCCCAGCUUUCAGGCCCUGCGAGUGCCACAGGCCCGCCCGGGCCUCCCUCGUACAGCCAUGGGGGAACCUUGCCUCAGACACCUCCAGUCGGCACCGCCAGUGUAGCGCAGCCCUACGCUCACCAGAGAUCCCAGUCGGCGCACUCGACUCCCACGCCGACAUCAGCACACAGCCAACACCAGUAUGGGGGCGCCGCCUACGUCCAUGGCAGCCCGAUUGCAGCGGCUCAACAACAUCCUCCUCCGCCGAUGGAUCAUCACGCGAGACACCAGUCUCAACCCCCGACGCCGCUGGGUCCACCUUUAUCCGGUCCGCGACAGCUAUCGGUCCCACCGAGCCAUGCUCAACCUCAACCGCCGAGCCCUUACCAACAAAGAGUGUCGGCUUCGGUUGGACAAUACCAUCAUCCCUCACAAGGAUCCGCAGCACCGUCGGCCCCACCCCCGAUUCAAAGAGCGCCAAGCGACCACCUCGUCUACGACCCACCACAACCACAACCACAUCCACAUCCACAUCCACAUUCACAACCCAAUGACCCUCGCCGGACGUCACAUUCUCAUUCCCAGAGUGAACGGGAACGGAGUCUUAGUGUGUCACCGAAAACCAGAAUUCCCAGUUUGUCUAGCAGCACCGGGCAAACCGCCAUCUCUCAACCGGACACAGAACCUCGUCACCCCCAUCUCAGACCUACGCCUGGCAUGCCAUCAGCCGUUGACCCCGACCGUGAGAGGGCCGUCACACCGGCAAAACGAAAACUCGACGAUAGAGAUCUGAAGCUAGAAGAAUUGGAGAGGCGUGAGACCCGCCCAGCACCAUUCGAGGGCGUCAACGGCUCCCACGUGCCGGGACAUGCGUCGUCACAGGCAUCUCAAGCUUCGACCUCGCCUAUCAUGCCACGGAAGAAGCGUACACGGUACAACAACCCGCCGAUCUGGGCAACGCGGCAGACCAAGGACGGUAGAUUGAAGGCUGUCAACUUCGUUCUACGUAAAGUUGUCCACCACCACGUAGGGCAGAUCAACGGCAAGCCCGAAAGAACGAGUAGUCGGCAGCCUUCGCCCGAAGAGCGGCGCUCAGUGCCCGCAGCACAGCCCGCCGCGGCGGCUCCUCCAGGCCCUCCAGCCCCAGCGAACGCCGAUGGACCGCUCGGGCCCUGGGAGUCAAGUAUCACGGGCAAGCGGCCGUACGAGGACAUGGCCAAGACGGUUGCAGACUUCCUAUACGUCAACGUUCUCCACAAUCCGGACAUUGGAGAAAUCUCCAGCCGCGAUGUCCAAUUUGAAAUCGAGGCCAAGUUGGGAACACUGAUCAGCAAGGACACCAACGACCGAGUGAACAUACCCGUUACCACAGAAUGUGUCUUGUUCGACAAUGGGAGAGUGGCUUUCCGGAGUAGUAUGACCGAGGCCCAACACAAAUCAUACAAUGAAUACCUCAACUCACUCGUCGUCGAGACCGAUCCGCGGAACCCCGCUAAUGCCGAGCAACCACGCGUGCCCAUCCACUACAAGCACCGGCGCGAGAUCGACAAGUUUUUCGAGAUACCACCGGCCAUGCGGGAGCAGUUGCCCUCGUGCAUACAGAACCUGAUUCCGCCCAAGCACACGGUCAAGGUUCGGGUCACGCACGAUCAGAAGACGAAAGAGAUUCUGGCCAAGAUCAUCAAGGCACGGAUAGCAGACAUCAAUCUGUAUUUCCCCAUGUGCCCGCUCGACUGCCGCCUCAGCAUCAAUCUGGAAAUGAACUGGGACGGUUCGGUUGAGGAGCUGGAGCGGCUGUCGGCAGGCCGAGAAGGCUUGCCUGAUCGCAAUAAGGAUCGCCUGAGCUACAGCCAAAGCCACUACCAGAUGGAUCUCACGCAGGUCACGCAAAUGGUUCCCGGCCUCAGUAGCGCUCGGCUGGAGAAGGAACACGAGCUAGAGAUCGAGGUGUCCUCCACGGCGUUGAUCGAACAGGGCCGACGAGCCGCAGCCGGGCAGCCACACCAAUACCAAGACCUGGUAGAGGGCCUCAUCGACAAUGUCCGUGUCUUGGCACGAAAGGCACGCGACUUUGCCCAAUAA